AUGGCUGACAAACUCAGCACUCUCCCGACAGAGCUGAUCCUCAUCAUUCUCUCGCACCUCCCUCUCAGGUCGCUUCUUGCUUUCGGAGCAACGUCCCGGCUGAACUACGAGCGUCAUGUCCUCUCCGUCAAGAGUCUCCGGCUGGCUGUCUUCCAGAGACGCCUUUACUCUAUGAUCUCCUUCAUCCAGGCCGGUUGGGUCUUACCGGGCGACAUGCUCACAUUCGACAAGCACCCGGAGGGGGCAGAUGUCGACUGCACCGUGUCCAUCAUCUUACCCCGCACCAGCCAUGUCAGUGAGGACAGCCUCACCUAUCCCCUCGAGGGAAAAGAAUGGCGAAUCCGUCAGCUCAUGGCUGGUCGAGAGCGGCCAAGAUCAUUGGCUGAGAUGGUCCGCAUACAGAACAUCAUCUUCUCCAAGGUACUCAGUCGGUACGGAGGUUCGCUUUGUCAUCUCGAGCUCAUGGGGUACGACCUGAACAUGGAGGGUGCUGCUGCCCUAGGCAUGAAUUGUGGUGCCUCGUUGCGUCAUCUUGCGCUGCGUUUCGAGCACCCACACGUUCGUGACGGGCUCACGAGACCGGAAGCUUGGUUUGGGCCGCCGCCAGCCAGCACGGCCUGGAAUGCAUUGGGUGGGAUCGGGACGUGCAAGCAAUUCGGAAACAUCACUCGUCUGAAGACUUUGAUUCUCGAACGGGCUGGCAUCACGCCAUGGCAGCUGCUGAGGCUGGUCAAGAAAAACCCGGAGAUUACAACGUUGAAGUUGAGGACGUGCAACGGUGCGCAGCCCGAGUUUUUAUAUUGGCUCGGGGGUCUAGCCGGAGCCGGAGACGGAGAAGAGGAUGGCUCUCCUGAAGAAGAAAGCAAUCAAGAUACACAUGCGCCGGGUGCAAGGCUAAAGGUCCUAUGGCUCGAGAAUUGCACACAACUCCUCUCAAAUCCGAGUGAGAUUCUCGACAAUCGGGACGAAAACGCCGAUACAUGCGAUCGCGGGCUUGAAUGGGUUAGAGGACUGAAAAGCCUCGAGUCCCUUUCGUUCAAAAAGUGCACGAACAUUCCCUCCGAGUACGCCGACACAGCCAACAGGCUCCUCUGGCAUAUCCCCGAGCUCAUCCUUCCGACUCCUCUUUACCGACAGAAGGCUAGCCUUGAUUCGGGAUGA
This is a messenger RNA of Monascus purpureus, 1161 nucleotides long. The record is from the annotation of a GenBank genome assembly. NCBI's taxonomy places the organism in Eukaryota, Fungi, Ascomycota, Eurotiomycetes, Eurotiales, Aspergillaceae.